Messenger RNA from Spinacia oleracea (spinach), 2247 nucleotides. RefSeq names its product cysteine-rich receptor-like protein kinase 44. Gene Ontology annotation, molecular function: protein serine/threonine kinase activity; ATP binding. NCBI's taxonomy places the organism in Eukaryota, Viridiplantae, Streptophyta, Magnoliopsida, Caryophyllales, Amaranthaceae. Gene Ontology annotation, cellular component: plasma membrane. The record is from RefSeq and is a predicted model, not a curated record. Bases 19 to 2028 code for a protein of 669 amino acids. The transcript has 7 exons. Gene Ontology annotation, biological process: protein phosphorylation.
AAUUCCAAUUUCCAAACGAUGUACUCUAUCAACAAACUAAACACAAUAGCAGUAAUUAUUUUGGCCCUUUCCCAAAUUGUACCUAUAGCCUCCCAACCCGGUUUCAACUCGUAUGUCUGUCAAGACACAUUCGGAAACUACACUAGAAAUAGUAUAUUUAAAAAAAACCUUGAUAACCUUAUUUCUACCAUAACAUCCGAUACAAAAAUCGACUAUGGGUUCUACAACUUGUCGUUUGGCAAAAAUUUAGACAUAGUUAACGGGAUCGGCCUAUGUAAUAUAGACAUCUCCGCAGAUGAUUGCCACAAGUGCCUCAGUCAAGCAGCAAGUGCACUUGUCCUAGGAUGUCCAAACCAAAAAGAUGCCAUCGGAUGGUAUGAGACGUGUAUGUUCAGGUACUCUAAUCGUUACAUUUUCAGGAAAUUGGAAUUCGGUCCUUGGUUCCACUUUCAAGAUGAUUCUCGUUUCAGAGACAAAGGGAAGUUCAACCAAACUGCUGCAACUUUGCUAGCUAAGUUACAAAAUAAGGCGGCAUCUGGAGAUUCUAGUCGUAAAUAUGCAGCAGGAAAAGCUAAUAUCACUAGCUCCUAUGCUAUUUACGCAUUCGCCCAAUGCACUCCAGAUUUGGAGUACUCUGAUUGCUAUUACUGCCUUGACCAAGCUAUAUAUUUUGCUCUCACUCAACUCUUUGGGCAGACCAACAGAGUGUUUUAUACCAGCUGCAAAAUUCGGAUGGAGGAUUAUCACUUCUAUAAUGCUACUUAUCUGAAUUCCUUGGAGACUUUGAAGCCCUUGGACCGCCCAUCGCGAUCACCUUCAUCGGUACCCACUUCUCUACCACCUUCCUCCGUCAAAAGGAAAAAAGGAACAAAAAAUAAGAAGUUUAAAUUCUUGAUCAUCGUUGUAGUUUCCCUCGUUGUUACAUGCCUGCUACUACUUGUCGCACUCUUUGGUUGCUACUACUUGUGGAGGAAAAAGGGGCGGAAGAGUGUUAUAGCUGGAGCGGGAGAUGAUAUGAUAAGAAAUCCCGAGUCUCUAAAAAUGGAUUUUAACACAAUUAAAAGCGCUACAGGGAACUUUAACGAUGCUAACAAGCUUGGCCGGGGUGGAUUUGGCGUAGUUUACAAGGGCGUAUUUCCCACUGGUCAAACAUUAGCAAUCAAAAGGCUGACUAAACAUUCCGGGCACGGUGCAGAAGAGUUUAAUAAUGAGGCUGUUCUCGUAGCGAGGCUUCGACAUAAGAAUUUGGUCAGAUUCGUAGGUUAUUGCUAUGAAGGAGAUGAAAGACUUCUAAUUUAUGAGCUUCUACCAAAUAAAAGUUUGGACUGUUUUCUAUUUGAUGUGAUCAAGCGCGCAAAACUAGAUUGGCAAACUCGCUACAAAAUAAUAGAAGGCAUUGCUCGAGGAUUGCUUUAUCUACAUGAAGAAUCUCAAUUGUUGGUUGUCCACCGUGACCUAAAAGCGGGCAAUAUACUUCUAGACUCAGAAAUGAACCCGAAGAUAUCAGAUUUCGGCAUGGCGAGGCUUUUUGGUGUAGACCAAACUCAUGAAGAUACACGCAAAAUAUGCGGCACCUUUGGAUACAUGCCGCCUGAGUAUGUGCAACAUGGACACUUCUCCAUUAAGUCAGAUGUUUACGGUUUUGGAGUGUUACUCUUGGAAAUCAUAAGUGGCUUAAGGGUGACCAGCUAUUACAAUGAAGGGACCGGAGAAGGUCUUCUCAGUUUCGCAUGGAGAAAUUGGCUAGAAGGAACCCCCUUAAGAAUUGUAGAUUCAACAAUGUCGUCAACUGUAACUACUACUCAAGUGCUGAGAUGCAUUAAUAUUGGGUUGUUGUGCGUACAAGAAAAUACAAAUCAUAGACCUAUCAUGUCCUUAGUUGUUCUUCUGUUAAACAAUCACGACAUUGCUCCUCCGGUGCCUUCACGGCCUGCGUUUCUUCUGCAUCACGACAGUACUGAAUCAGAUCACUCACUCAAUGUACCAACACUAAACGAGGUCACUCUAUCUGAGCUUGAUCCUCGGUAAUGCAUUCACCUUGUUCUGAAAAAAACCAACAAUAUAUCGUACUACAUCCGUUUCAAAAUGAUCUUUACACUCUUCGUUACUAUACAAAUAGUAACUGUGUAAUAGUAUAAUACUACGUGGUACCAAGCUAGUAUAUCAUGUACUUCUUUGUUUCUCGAUAGAACCAUUGGCUAAUAUACAAAUUUGAUCCUGAAUACCUUUAAUUAUGUAAAAAUAUCA